Molecule: messenger RNA, 738 nt
Organism: Drepanopeziza brunnea f. sp. 'multigermtubi' MB_m1
Lineage: Eukaryota; Fungi; Ascomycota; Leotiomycetes; Helotiales; Drepanopezizaceae
Biological process (GO): maturation of 5.8S rRNA from tricistronic rRNA transcript (SSU-rRNA, 5.8S rRNA, LSU-rRNA); nuclear-transcribed mRNA catabolic process, RNase MRP-dependent
Cellular component (GO): ribonuclease MRP complex
Molecular function (GO): rRNA primary transcript binding
Source: RefSeq, a predicted model, not a curated record
AUGACGGCGCCCAAGAACCCCAAACCGGGCCCACAACAACAACCCUCCUCCCACCCUCCCACCUCGGCCACGCCCCUCCAAGAACUCACCUCCAUCUCGCAGCUCCUGCACCUCACGCACCACCGCAACAAAAACCAGCACCGCCUCGCGAAGUGGUACAAGCCGUUCUCGCAGCUGCGGCGGCAGGUGGGGCGACUGCUCCCGGAGCUUGAGGCGCUCGAGGUGGCGGAGAGAUUCUCCGGCUCGGGAAAGGAGAACGGGGAGGCUGAGGGCAAGUAUGUGAGGGCAGCGCGGGAACGGGUCGAACGGAGGGUGCGCUUCCUGGAAGAGUGGAUCGUGGAGAAGUGUUACUUGGCCUUCUCGAACGUUAUUGCGGACCAGCGAUAUGCUGUUCUGGGCUUAUUCCUCAUGGCGACGCUAGCGAGGAUGCAGGCUGUCGUGGAGCAGUGGUCCGUUGGAGUGGGCGGUGAUAGAGAGGGACAGGAACAGGGAAAGCAAAAGGAAGGUCAGAUUGAGAGGGCUUUGGAGAGUGCGCCUGGAGAUGAGUUUGACCUUGGAGAAGUUGUCACGAGGGAAUCAGUCAUGGAGGAAGCCGAAGCAAAGGCUGCAUCGGAACCGAAAAAAAAGAGGAGAGCCGCACACGAGAUUGGUCUGUCGAAUCCUUCCAAGCCGAAGAAGCAAAAGAAGAAAAAGAAGGGAGGCGAUGCGUUUGAUGACAUGUUUGCCGGUCUGCUUUGA